AUUUUACUAAAAAAGCCAAACAAUGUCUUCUUCUUCAUCAUCAGAAUCUAACAAUCUCCCACUGAAACCAAUUCCGGGAUCCUAUGGCUCUCCAUUCUUCGGAGCCAUCGCAGACCGACGCGACUUCUUCUACAACCUCGGCCGCGAAAAGUUCUUCACUUCCAAAAUCGAGAACUAUCAAUCCACGGUGUUCCGAACCAACAUGCCUCCCGGUCCGUUCAUCGCUUCCGAUCCAAGAGUCGUCGCCGUCCUUGACGCCGUCAGCUUCCCCAUCCUCUUUGAUGUCUCCCAAGUGGAGAAACGCGACCUCUUCACCGGAACCUACAUGCCGUCCACCGCCCUCACCGGCGGCUACCGCGUCUGCUCCUACCUUGACCCCUCCGAACCUAAGCACGCCCUCAUCAAGCGCUUCCUUUUCUCCCUCCUCGCAGCUCGUCACGACAAGGUACUGCCACUGCUUAAAAGCUCCUUGUACAAGAUUUUUAUGAAACUGGAACAAGAUAUCUCAGCUGAAGGCGAAGCAGACUUCAACACCAUCAGCGACAACGAAUCCUUCAACUUCGUGUUCAAGCUCUUUUGCGGGGUAGACCCGAACCAGACCAAGCUCGGGUCGAAGGGUCCAAAACUGAUCCAGAACUGGCUGGUAGCUCAGCUCGCUCCUAUUGUAACCCUAGGCCUUCCAAAAUUCUUGAGCCUAGCUGAAGAUCUCCUGCUUCACACCUUUCCCAUUCCGCCCUUUCUGGUCAAGUCGGCCUACAACAAAGUCUACAACGCCGUUUCCGGGUCUGCGACGGAGGCACUGGACGAAGCGGUGCGUUUAGGGCUUCAAAGAGAAGAGGCGGCUCAUAACUUGGUUUUUGUUUUAGGGUUCAACACCUUCGGAGGGGUCAAGGUUAUGUUCCCCAGCAUCAUGAAGUGGGUCGGAUUAGCCGGGGAGGGUCUACACAAGAAGCUCGCCGACGAGAUCAGGACCGUCGUUAAAGCGGACGGGGGUCUUACACUUGGAUCGUUGGACAAGAUGACUUUGACAAAAUCAGUGGUGUGGGAGGCUCUGAGGAUUGAGCCGCCGGUUCCGUUCCAGUACGCGAAGGCCAAGAAGGAUAUCAUGAUCCAGAGCCAUGACGCGAGGUUUGAGAUCAAGAAAGGAGAGAUGAUAUUCGGGUAUCAGCCGUUGGCAACGAGGGACCCGAAGGUGUUUGAGAGGGCAGAUGUGUUCGUGGCAGAUAGGUUUGUGGGGGAAGAAGGGGAGAAACUGUUGAAGUACGUGUGCUGGUCGAAUGGGCGCGAAAAAGAGGAUCCAAGCACCGAGAACAAGCAGUGUGCUGGGAAGAAUCUGGUGGUGAUGUUGGGAAGGUUAUUGCUGGUAGAAUUCUUCUUGCAGUAUGACAGUUUCAGUAUUGAAGAGAAAACGCCUGUUCUUGGACCAGCCAUUGCCAUUAAGUCGUUGAUCAAGGCCAAAAGCGUCUAAUGCACUAUCAUGUCGAGUGAUCAUGUUUCUAAGGAGGUGUUUGGCAAGUAUUUUCACAAAUCGAAAUAAACUUUUCUGCAUAUUUAUUUCGUAUACUGUAAAAGCACUUUUAAAAUCAUAAUUUUGAUUUUAUCCAAACACCCUCUAGAUUGAAGUGGUCGAGUUUAUGAGA
Neltuma alba is the source of this 1640-nucleotide messenger RNA. RefSeq names its product allene oxide synthase 1, chloroplastic-like. NCBI's taxonomy places the organism in Eukaryota, Viridiplantae, Streptophyta, Magnoliopsida, Fabales, Fabaceae. Bases 23 to 1468 code for a protein of 481 amino acids. The transcript is spliced from 2 exons. Gene Ontology annotation, molecular function: iron ion binding; heme binding; monooxygenase activity. Gene Ontology annotation, biological process: sterol metabolic process. The record is from RefSeq and is a predicted model, not a curated record.